This is a messenger RNA of Diceros bicornis minor, 1059 nucleotides long. RefSeq names its product collagen alpha-1(I) chain-like. The coding region runs from base 1 to 1059 and encodes 352 amino acids. The transcript is spliced from 2 exons. NCBI's taxonomy places the organism in Eukaryota, Metazoa, Chordata, Mammalia, Perissodactyla, Rhinocerotidae. The record is from RefSeq and is a predicted model, not a curated record.
AUGCGGCGCCCCCCGACUGGCCCGCGCCUUGUCACUCACUCCUCACCAUGGUUGCAGCACAAAGCAACAAGCCCCGGAGGCCGCUUCCUCCCUGAGGAGCGGCUCUGGCUGCCGGAGAAGGCGCAGGAGGAGGAAGAGGCGGAGGAAGAGGAGGGGAAUCGCCGCUUCCCAAACACUCUCUCCGAGGGGGCUGUGCGCGGCUCGCGGCCCUGGGACGCCCGCCGCCGGGAGUCCGGACCUGGGCUGCCCGCGGCCCCUUUCCCCCUCCCCCGCCCCGCGCAGACCAGGAACAAAGUUGCCGAGAGCGACUGGGCCGGAGGGUGGCAGCCCCGGCCGGGUGCUCUGGCCGCGGCGGCGCCGGCGCCGGGGCAGCUCGGCUCCGGGCGCGCUGAUGGGGGGAGGCGGCGGCGGCGGAGCCCGCGGCGGCGGCCGGAGCAGCAGAGGCGGCGGCGGCGGCGGGGCGACCCGAGGGGAUGCAGCAGCAGUCGGGAGGGACGGCCGAGCCCCAUAGACGGAGACCAGGAGCGGCAGGGACGGCAGCCGAGGCGAUCGGGCUUCGCAGCGCCCGGACCUGAGCCAGUCGUCCCGCCAGCGGCCGCGGCGCCCAGUGCCCGAGGACUGGGGACGCGCGAGGUCCGACUGCUUCCCGGAGAGCCCGCCGGGGCCAGGAGGAGCCGCCACUGUCCCCCGAGUGGAGCCGCGGGGAGGCGUGUCGAGCCAGGGCCCGGAGGAAGCCGAGCGCGCCAGGAAGGCUUCCCGGGCCGAGCGGUGAGGAAGAAGAGGAGGAGGAAGGGGAGUUCCUGGCUGCCCAGCGCGCCGCGGGGAUCCUCCGGGACGCGGGGCGCGGGAGCUGCGCGCCGCCGGCGCCCUUCGCGCAGCCUCGCUCUCCCGCCGGGUCUCCUCGCGCCCGUCCCGCGCUCCGGGCCGCCGGGCCCAGCCGAGCCGCCCCCCGCUGCCCCGCCGCCGCCGCCGCCGCCGCCGCGGUUUGGCUUAUUAGCCUCAGGCGGGCGGAGCGCGCAGGGCGGAGGCAGCGGCUGCGCUGGGCCGGGAGGAGGCUGA